AUGGGACCCAGAACCCAGAGGUCAUCUCUGUCUCUGAUGAUCUUGCUCUUGCCACCACAGCAUAAAUACACUACCAUGUUACCUUAUGGCUUAUGCUAACACUAAAUCUCUUCACUUUCUAUUUUCCAAUUUACAUUUCUCCUUUUCUCUCUAGAAGCUGCUGCAUCCUCCUUGAGUUGCAAAAUGUGGAGUAUCACCAUUCCUUCACCAUCCCUACUCAAAUCACCACCAUCGCUAAAACCCGGGGCUCUACGCCAAAACUUGGCCUCAAUAUGCCCGGGGAAGGGCGUUUCAAGCUUGUUUGGCUUGAAACCGUGCCCUUGCUUCAGGGCGCGCGCAAUGGCGACCGUGUACAAAGUGAAGCUCAUAACACCGGAAGGCGACCACGAGAUUGAGGCACCGGAUGACCAAUACCUUCUCGAUUCUGCAGAGGCGGCUGGCAUCGAGCUGCCUUACUCAUGCAGGGCCGGCUCGUGCUCGACCUGCGCUGGCAAGCUCGCCUCUGGCUCAGUCGACCAGUCGGAGGGCUCGUUCCUCGACGACAAGCAGAUGGAGGAGGGAUAUGUCCUCACCUGCGUUUCCUAUCCCAAAUCGGAUAGUGUUGUUUAUACUCACAAGGAAGAGGAUCUCCAUUGAUAUCACAUUAUGUUCAUAUUAAUGAGAAUGAUUUAAAACUCAAUUAUUAA
This is a messenger RNA of Salvia splendens (bonfire salvia), 686 nucleotides long. Its product is annotated as ferredoxin. The coding region runs from base 184 to 636 and encodes 150 amino acids. The transcript is spliced from 2 exons. Gene Ontology annotation, biological process: electron transport chain. Gene Ontology annotation, molecular function: 2 iron, 2 sulfur cluster binding; electron transfer activity. NCBI's taxonomy places the organism in Eukaryota, Viridiplantae, Streptophyta, Magnoliopsida, Lamiales, Lamiaceae. The record is from RefSeq and is a predicted model, not a curated record. Gene Ontology annotation, cellular component: plastid.